UUUUGUGUACACAAAGCAUCACAUCAGCACGGUCGCUCAGUGAGUUUGCGAGACGUUGCAGAUUAUCCAUCUGAUCUGAUCCAUCACUGAAUUUAGUAGUUCAGAAACUUUAACUGAAUUGUAUCUUGCAACUAAUCAAGUGAUACUACCACGAUGAGUAACGGAAAACAUUUUGCCAAAGGAUCAACCCCACCCGUUUUAAGCAAUGAUGGCAAACUGCGCCUCUACUCGAUGCGCUAUUGUCCAUACGCGCAGCGAAUCCAUUUGAUCCUGGACGCCAAGAAAAUACCUUACCACACCAUUUAUAUUAACCUGAGCGAAAAACCUGAGUGGUAUUUCAACGUAAACCCAAUGGGUAAGGUGCCAUCGUUGCAGGUGCCCAGCAAGGGGGACGUGACACUGUACGAAUCACUAGUAGUAGCCGAUUACCUCGAGGAAGCAUACCCUGAUAAACAGCGGAAACUCUAUCCGACGGAUCCGUUCCAGAAAGCGCAGGAUCGCAUUCUGAUCGAACGAUUCAACGGUUUGGUGAUUGCGCCCUACUAUCGCAUUAUGUUUUCAUCUGAUGGUAUUCCUGCCGGGGCAAUAACCGAGUUCGGCACAGGAUUGGACAUUUUUGAAAAGGAACUUAAAGCUCGAGGUUCUCCUUACUACGGAGGCGACAAACCUGGUAUGCUGGACUACAUGAUUUGGCCAUGGUGUGAACGUGUCGAUUUGUUGAAAUUUGCCUUGGGCGAUAAGUAUGAGUUGGAUAAGGAACGUUUCGGCAAACUGCUCCAAUGGCGUGAAUUAAUGGAACAAGAUGAAGCCGUGAAAAAAUCAUUCCUUUCGACGGAGAACCACACCAAAUUCCUACAAAGUCGAAAAUCGGGAGAAAAUAACUACGAUAUAGUGACCAAUGUGAAAAAACAACGUGUAGCUUGAUAUCAAUAACAAUGAAGUAGUGAGCGAGUUUUUCAAGCUAGUCGUGAAGGACAACUGAUUUAUCUGACUACUGCCUUCAUUAGUUCUAAAUACUACAAAGAAAUCAGCGUUUUAUAUGGUAUUCGGAUAAAUAUUUAAAUAAAACACGUU
Messenger RNA from Topomyia yanbarensis, 1074 nucleotides. Its product is annotated as pyrimidodiazepine synthase-like. The transcript is spliced from 4 exons. Lineage: Eukaryota; Metazoa; Arthropoda; Insecta; Diptera; Culicidae. The record is from RefSeq and is a predicted model, not a curated record. Gene Ontology annotation, cellular component: cytoplasm. Gene Ontology annotation, molecular function: glutathione transferase activity; glutathione dehydrogenase (ascorbate) activity. Bases 154 to 924 code for a protein of 256 amino acids. Gene Ontology annotation, biological process: glutathione metabolic process.